Messenger RNA from Amphimedon queenslandica, 3810 nucleotides. RefSeq lists its product as uncharacterized. Gene Ontology annotation, molecular function: protein binding. The record is from RefSeq and is a predicted model, not a curated record. The coding region runs from base 1 to 3729 and encodes 1242 amino acids. The transcript is spliced from 5 exons. Lineage: Eukaryota; Metazoa; Porifera; Demospongiae; Haplosclerida; Niphatidae.
AUGUUAGCAUGUUCGUUCUAUACUCCUGAUGAUAUUUACGAAUGCAUUGAUGUAUCUCUAUCUAGAUCUAGUAGCAAUAUAGUAUUAACCUUAAUAGCAGCGCUUCAACGAGUCUUCAAACCUUUGCAAACAGAAAUUACGCCUAUUACCUUUGACGACAUAACUUUAUCUUCACUUCACAUUGCUGCUGCACUGAAUGACGUGGAUUCUGUAUCUAACUUUGUUCAGAGCAACAAAGCUAAUAAAUUGUGUGGCAUUAAGCGUUUCUUUGAAGAGGACAAAUCUCCACUUUAUUAUGCUGUAAUUUAUGCUGCUGAUGAUGUAGUUCAUUAUCUAGCUCAGGAAGUAGAUAUAGCUGUUGAGUCGAAGUGUUUAGAGAUCAUAAAAACUAUAACAGAAUACUCUGAUUGCAAUUUAUUGUGUAAAAAUGUCAAAGGCCUCACGCCGCUUCAUUUGGCUUGUGAAUCAGGAUGCUUAGACAUUGUGCAGCAUUUUAUAAAUGAUAAAGAGAUUGAUGUUAAUAUUCCAACUUCAACUUUGGAUUCUCCUUUGCACAUUGCUUGUAAAAAUUGUCACCUUCACAUAGUUAAAUUUUUAACUAAUAAAUGUGACAUUGAAGCAGUAAAUCGAAACGGUGAUAGACCCAUUCAUGUAGCUGUUCAGUCUGUCAGCAUUGAUGUCGUUAAACAUCUUAUGAGCAGAAACUGCUGUCUCAAUGAAAAAGGUAAAAAAGGUCACACGCCACUACAUUAUGCAUGCAUGGUGGAGGGACUAGGGGAUGGCUUUGAACUUGUUAAAAUACUUACCAGUGAUUCUCAAUGUGAUAUUAAUGUUUUAGAUAAUUUUAACGAAGGGCCUAUACACAAAGCAUCACAUUUUGGCAAUUUGGAUAUUGUUUGUCAUCUUAUGAGCAUUAAAGGCAAAAAAUGUACCUUUAAAGCUAAAGGUGAUGGGGGUACCCCUUUAGAGAUAUCAUUGAAAAAAAGAAACUUUGACAUUGCAUCUUUUUUAUUGUCAAAAUAUUCUCCAGACGAGUGUGAAGUCCUUGCUGCAAACAACGAAAAGAUUAAAUUUUUUCUUGAUAUUCAAAAAUUACACACUAGUAAUGCAAUUAUACCCUUACGCAUUGUCAAGUGUAUUCUUACUGGUCCUCCUGGUGCUGGCAAGACAACUUUAAAGAGGCGUUUCUAUGAUGAACCACUUCCAAAAAACUACAGUAGCACUGGAAUUGUAGAUGCUUCAGAAUCAUUGGGUUCUUUUCGUCGUUUGUCACAACAGAGUGCUCAUACAUCAGCAGAAAGUGAGGUUGCUCAAUGGAGAAAACAAGAGAAAGAUGAUAAAGUUUUUUAUCAGUUUCAAAAUCUUAUACAACAAAAAAAAUUACACAGCUGGUAUAAUGAAGAAAAAGAAAAGUCUCUCGUUGCAUCAAAAUCUGAAAUUAAGAAUUCUCUUUCUACUGCAGGCCCUAAUUUCGAUUUAUCUGUUAAAAAACCUGCUGAUGCACACAGUCAAGAUAUAAAACUAAAUACUAAACCUAAAAAUACUCUAAGAAGUGAUAAAGGUGUUGCAAUGCUAGCAAAUAACUUGAUGUCUCUCUCUAGCAGUGAAAGAAAGCAAUGUGAAGAUAAAUUUAGAAAAGUUCACCAAACUUGUAGUGAAGACUACACAGAGCUAUGUAUCUUUGACACAGGUGGUCAACCAGAGUUUCAUGAGAUAUUACCAGCUUUAAUAUUUGGUCCAGUUAUUGUUAUUGUUGUAUUUAAAGUCACUCAAAGCUUACAGCAACGUUACACUAUACAAUACGUUUCGCCCAAUGGGACAAAAUCAAGCCCUUAUGAGACUUCCUUGACUCAUGAAGAAGUAAUAUUUCGUUCACUAGGUAGCAUUGCUUCUUUAAGAAGUAGUACCGCUGAAUGGGGGCUUGGAGAAUCAUCAAUUGAAGACAAGUCUACCUCAUCAGCUUUUCUUGUUGCUACACACAAAGAUUUAGCAAAUGUUGAUCAAGUAGCUAAAGUAAAUGAUGAACUGAAGAAGAAAAUUAAAUCUAGUUCACAUCUGCUAAACAGUAAUAUUGUUCAAUUUUGUGGUGCCAAAGCUGAUUUUUGUAUCUUUCCAAUAGACACUAGAGAAGGUGACAUAAGCAAGUUACGUACUGCAAUAUCUGAUGUUAUGAAAAGGCAGUUUUUUCAGUGCCCACUUCAGAUAUCAUGGUAUAUGUUUAGCAUAAAGCUUCAAGAAAGCAAGAGGAAGCAUUUUUUGUAUGACGCAUGCUUUAAACUGGCUGAGAGUUGUGGUAUUGUUAAUGAAGAUGAAUUUAAAACGGCACUUUGGUUUUUGCACUAUAGAGUAGGUAUAAUAAUGUAUUACCCUACAGUCAAGGGGCUAGAGAAUGUGAUUUUUACUGAUCUACAGUUUGUGUUUGACAGAAUUACAAAACUAAUCAUUAACUGUUUUACUAACAAUGAAGAAGUGAGGAAUGCUUCAGUUGUACACAAUUUUCAAAACAAUGGUACAUUCACAAAAUCUGCCUUGAACGAGUUAUGUGCACGGGAUAAAGGUGAUCCACUUACCUUUGACAGGCUUGUGGCUUUGUUGGAACAUCUUUAUGUUGUAGCACCAAUGGAAAAUCAAGAAUAUUUUAUGCCAUGUGCUCUUAAGCCAGUAGACAUAAGGUCAGCAAUUGAUAACCAAAAUUAUGAUAAAAUUUCUUCUUUGCUUAUUACUUUUGAGUGUGGAUAUGUUCCUGUUGGUGUCUUCUGUUGUUUGAUUGUUUACCUUCUUUCUUCAUCAGUGUGGACUCUGGCCAAGAAAGGAGCUCACUACCGCAACAAGAUGACAUUUAUUAUUGGAGAAUAUCAUGAUAUUGUGAUUUUACUGUGUCAUCCAACUUAUCUUGAAGUUCAAGUACAACCUCAGUACAAAUUGCGUGAUGAAUGCAAUGAUACAGAUAUAGUUGGGGACAUAUUUGAAACUGUAAACACUGGCCUACAGAAGAUAAUAGAAUCACUUCGUUAUGCUUAUGAGAUUAAAUUUGGUAUUCUGUGUGACUCUUGUUCUUUUUCUGCUCCUCAUCCUGCAAUCAUUAGUAAAAGUGUUAAGGUAGCUUAUUGUGAAUAUACAGCUAAAACAAUGAAACUGGAUUGCUGUCAUUUAUUAUGGUACAAUAAAAUAAAUCCUGACACUACUGAUACCUCAAAGCUUAUGGAAAAUGACACACAACCUGUUGACACAGAGGAAGAAAUUUAUGAUGCUGAAGUUGCUUGUUCUGUUUUGACACGUAGUAAUUCAGAUAUAAAACGAUCUCGAAUUAACUUAGAUGACCUUGCUGAUAUGAUGGUAGACAGCAGGAUCAUAACUACAAAAGAUAGGGAGUCUAUCACUGAUUCAAGGCGUUAUUCUGCUGAUGAAUCUUUACAACAAUUAAUAGGUCGUUUAAUAGACACAGUGAAUGUAGAUGGCAGUAUUUUUGAAUGUUUCAUUCAGUUUCUAAAAGAUCAAAAUACAAAACUCACUAGCAGUCUUGCUAUCAGAUUGUCAGCAAAGUACAAGGAAGAGCUGCACAAGAUUAAUGAACAAGCUGGUUCAAGCAAAAAGCCAAAACUUCUGUCUAACGAUGAGAAUAAGGAUAUCAAUGGAGAAGCCCUUGAUUCCAACAAAAGGUCCAGAGAUGAAGCAGAUGGUAAGUAUCUAGCUAAUUCUAAAAAACAAAAGACAUCUUCGUGUAGUUAAUUUUGAACUUAUUUUGGUAUAAUUAGUAUUUUUUAUAUUUUGUAUUUUUACUUUUUUGUUGCAAUUUCGAUGUUGAAAGUU